CGCUUUGUUGAAAACGACGAAGACGACGACGACGACGAAAAACAAAACCAGAUACGACCGCAUAACUCGAAUCCCGAAUCGGUACGGCUUCCUUUUCCACACGGCAAUGCUUUCCGCAGAUGAUAUUCCAACCGGCGAACUCGAAGAGAUCCAACCGAACGAAACGGCGACGGAUCAUUCCCCUGUAGGCAAGGUCGUAAUCGAAGACGACGAGGAAGCCCCGAUGGCGACGACAACGACAACGAUGCAAGAAUCGAACCCGCCAACCCCCGACGAAGAAAACCCCUCGUCGGUAGCAGACACCGAAGAAGCCAAUGCAGCUACCGACGUUGACGAUUCGGAGACCACAAACGAGAAUCCAGGCAAGGAAGGGGUUGCCGAAACAGAUACCAAAGAUGACGAUCCAAUGCGAGAAGGCCCCGUUGCAAGCAAAGAAGAUCCGAAGGAUAACGAUGGUUCCGAAAAGGAUGGAAUGGAAGACGGGGAGCUAACACAACGGGUGGCCGAACACGAUUCCGAUACAGAGAAACAGGAUCCAGCGCGAGAUGCUUCGGAAGUCGAUGCCCAAAAAAUGGAUCCAGCGCAAGACGUUGUCGAUACAGAUACGGAUACCAAAAUAGAGGAUCCAAGACGAGAGAGCUUGGAAACCGUCACACAAAUAGAGGAUUCGAUACAAGACGUUGCCGCAACCGAUAUAGAACAGGACCAUGCAGCGCAAGAAACUGCCGAAACAGAUCCGGGAGAGGAUCAUGCAGGGCAAGAAGUUGCCGAAACACACUUAAAGCAAGAUGACACAACACAUAUCGCCGAGAACGACAGCAACUGCGGGGGAACGAACCAGACACAAACACAACAACAACAACAAGAGGAGGCGUCAUUUUCCACCAAAGAAGAUGUUGACACCAAUUCCGUGUGUUCGUCGGCUUCGACUGUUUCUAGUGACAAUAGCACUCGCAGCGACAGCUCUCGAUCCUCUGGCGGUAACGGUUUUUGUUUGUUCUUUGACGACUUUGUUGAUUUACAGACGAAGCUCGUUCUGAUGCCCUAUGUCGAGGAGGAAGGCAAGGGUGCCGUCGUUGCCUCGUAUCCCGAAGACGGACGGUUCGAAGGACUCGUGCUGGAAUACCUGAACGGUAUCGAAGUCCUUGAGACGGCAGAUUUUACGGAUCUAUUGGCCGCGCUUCGCGAAGCAACGACGCCGAUGAAGCUAGGAUUCAAACCAGUUAGACAAGAAGUCGAGACACCUUUACCAGUCGGUGGAGAAGAAAUGAAACAAAACGAAGUUGUCGGCGAUGACGAAGACGAAGCGUCGACGAUGGAGGAUAUCGACCUAAGUGUUAUUCACGAGGAAAAGAAAGAAGAUGGCGGAGACGGCUCUGAAAUGACGAAGACGCACGCUGAUUUGAGCUCUAGCAGCAUUGCAACACCCAAGACAGAGAAUCGUCGAAGUGUCUGUGCGGUUGAUGGUGAUACCAACAACAAGCUAAUAGAACCCAAGAAUCUGUUCCGAACUUCAUCAACAGAGACAGACAAGAACAUCGAAGCUUCGACAACAGCGACACCGGCCAACGCAGCCUCGUCGUCGUCCUCGGCACCGUCAUCUUAUCUGGAAAAGAGGCAAUCCACACCCUCCAAGGAGCACACCAAAUCUAUAAACUCGGCACUGGACCACCAUCACAAUGAGGAUUCUUCUGCUGUUGGCACGAACGACUCAAACAAGUUUUCGUCGGGAAUGUUUGCCCUGAGCGCAUGGGGGAUGAGAAUGAAAGCACAGUCAGAAAAACUCCUGGCAACAACCGGUGAGGCAAUAGCGGCGCAGCAAAAGAGGCACCACCACCACCAGCAACAAAAGCCGUCCACUUCGGUUCUCAAAUCUCUCAAGCAACAGAAACAACAACAACAAUGCUGCGAUAUGUACCUACAGACGAACGUCGGGGCUUAUUUUCCGAUUUCGAAGAACACCGGUCAGAGCAGCAUCAAAGCACAACAUCUUCAGGCCAUCAACACAUCCUCCCUUUUUUGCAUUCGAAAAUCGGCCACCGAAGCCUGUGCCAUUGGGCGUGAUACGCACAACAACGUGCGUUAUUCAUUCCAAUGGUAUCAAUCCUUGUCAACACCCAAGACGAAGCACAAUCAUCGUUUACUGUCGAACUCCUAUCUCGCAGAUACCGACGAUUCGAUUGGAGAAUCUUCCCAUAGCAGUCGGAGGACUCACUCGUCCACGGGAUCCAUAUCUUCCUACAGUUCGUCGUCGUCUUGCUCCUCGUCUUCGUCUUCAUCCUACACUUGCUCCUCCUUUUCAAUGUCGACCGCCGGGGUGACCCACCAUACCAUAUCUCUAGCCUCAACCGCCAAUCAUACCAAAGCUACCACUACCACCCGGACAAACAAAGAUAACAAUAACAACAACAUAAGAUGGAUCCCACUGAAGGGGGCCACUGGUCCCACGUUUCAGCCGAACACAACCCUGGUGGGCAAGAAACUGCGCUGCAUUGUCACGGUUCGCCCAAUUCUUGGAACUUCCCAGGACGAAACAGACGAUGAGACAAACCCAUCGAAUGCUGACGAUUCCUCGUCUAAUGACAAUGCGAAUGCCAUAAUGGAUGCCGAUGACGAGAUCAAUGUAAACAAUCUUUCCCUCUUUGGUGACGACUAUGAGGAGCACUAUGACAACGAGAUCCGUGGCAACAACACACAAGAAGGCGUGGAGAAAAUCGUCUGCGACUCUGUUAUUCCAAUCCAGGCCGAUAUGAUUCUUUUUAAUGGUGCCAAACAGGCUAUGCGAAAGCAAGCAAGUGCCAAAUUCGGAAACCUUUUGGGCCGAGGUGGUGGCGAGGGAUGUGUCAACACGACACCGGCCACUGCGACCCUGGCCUGCGGAAAAACCUUCCGGGUCGAGAUUUCGGCGGUUCGAAAGUUUGUAUCCUGUGACACAAAUGCAAGCAACGGCAAUAGACAGCAUGGUCUUCCGAAGCACCGACGCAGCGUGGCAAUGAGCUCCGUCAAAGUCUACUGCCGGUCAUCGCCCGGCGAAGAAUAUCUUCAGCUGACCGAUGUUCCCCUCUUGCAGGUCACAGCGCGGGCGAGCCCAACCAACUCCAGGCACGUAGAUUUGCUUUUUCCGGAUAUUCCACCACCGAGAACCAGCGAGGAGGGUCCUUCUUCCACUAUGACCACCCUCGACUUUCUGUCGGACUUUUGCGUCGUGGAUCACCCUUCCUGUGCCGAGACGGGGGGCAUUCACCGUCUCGAACUGGAGGCACCCAAUCGAAUGACACGGGAAUCUUUCUUGCUGGCCCUGGGGAUUGCUAAUUACCAGGGAAAGGCUUCCCAGCUGGACAACAAAAAGAUCUUGUACCGGGAUGACGUUGCAUUUGAAACGAACUCGCUUGUUUCGUUGCGGCAGAAGCAUACGCCACCUACCACUGGUAGUCCACUUUCAAUACCCAAUGCCCAAAACGAAAAGACCACAUCACCAAAGUCACUAGGAUCAAACAAUGAAUCAGGCAUCGAUGAUUCCCUCGUCACGAUUAGCCCUGGUGUUGGAGAGCGCAGGCAACCCUUGUCGGGAAACCUGAUGCUAUCUCCGACCCCAGCGUCGGGCGUCACUGGCGAUACAAACCAAGUGCUAUCACCAAUUAGCUGCCAUUCGAGCCUCCCGGAUGACAAUGACAGCAACAGCAUUCCGCAAGGAACCGAUGGCAUACAGCAGGCUCUAGCGUUUCCUCCUGUGGUAGAUCAUUCUGGUCGGGUUCGGGAACUCCAACGCGAAAUGCAAAUGCUUCGUGCCCAGCUUUCGCGCAAAGACAAGAUUGUAACGGAGCUCCAGCGACGGGUCCAAUCCUCCGAACGUGCCCACCAGCAAUCCAUGGAGGCUCUGUCCAAUGCCAGACAGGAGCUGAAGCAUUCCCAAGAGGAUUGUGAACGUAUUCUGAUUUCCAAGCGACACGUCGAACGAAGCAUGCAAUCCCAGCACGAGGCAACCCAAAAACUCGAGACAAACCACAAGGUUUCCAUGGACAGCCUCCAGGGAGAGCUUCUGAGACGAAGCGAAAAAAUAGUGGAGCUCGAGAAGCUCAAUCGUGCCCUGCAAAACGAGAAGGCCGUCCUCGGAGCGACGGUAGAGGCACGGGAAUCCAAGCUGGUAAAGCUGGAGGAAUUGCAAGCCUCAAAUAUCGAACUCUCCGAAAAGGUCGCACAGCAAGAACCCCUGAAACUACAAGUAGAGGAAUCCAACCGUCGGUAUGAAAACCUGCAACGUGAUUUCGAGAGCAAGGCAACCGCAGAAACUAAGUGCCGUGAAGAAUUGGAUGCUGCCCUGCACACCAUUCAAAGCAUGAAGAUCCGAAUCCAUACAGAACAAGAAAAGGCGUCCUCCUGCCAGAGUCAGCUCGAGGCAACUCAAAAGACUAACCAGCAAUUGAAGGGGGAGCGCAACAAUUUUAAGAAAAAAAACGAGAGUCUUUCGAAGGAAGUCGCACGGCUCUGCAGGGGUGGAAGGAGCAUGAGAGACAUCGAAAAGGUUCUGGCCGAUCAUGAAUCUCUUGUGCAAGAAACCGAGCUGCUGCGGGCACAAAAGCGAAAGGCCCUAGAAGAGGCACAGCAGUAUCGGAUCUCGUAUGAACAGGCCAAGGCGGCUGAGGAGAUGUCUACGGGAAUGGACAACCGAGAAACCCGGCGUGUGUUGGAGCGCACGACGGAACUCGAACGCCUGCUGUCAGAGAUGACCGACUAUGUCAGUGCCAAGGAGAUGCAACUGGACACCAUGAAGCAAGUCAACGAAACCCUGCAAAAGGAAAUCCAUAAUCUGGCAAAGGCCAACCUCAGAAACGAUGAAGUGUAAAACCAAAGAAAACAACCACGCAUAAAUACUGCUAGAAAUU
Pseudo-nitzschia multistriata is the source of this 4883-nucleotide messenger RNA. The record is from the annotation of a GenBank genome assembly. NCBI's taxonomy places the organism in Eukaryota, Bacillariophyta, Bacillariophyceae, Bacillariales, Bacillariaceae.